Drosophila ficusphila is the source of this 5027-nucleotide messenger RNA. RefSeq names its product rab11 family-interacting protein 4B (gene nuf). The record is from RefSeq and is a predicted model, not a curated record. The transcript has 6 exons. NCBI's taxonomy places the organism in Eukaryota, Metazoa, Arthropoda, Insecta, Diptera, Drosophilidae. The coding region runs from base 2182 to 3810 and encodes 542 amino acids. Gene Ontology annotation, biological process: regulation of cytokinesis; endocytic recycling. Gene Ontology annotation, cellular component: endocytic vesicle; cleavage furrow; midbody.
UAUGCUAAACAAGUCAAUCUUAACGGCCCCACAUAAAUGCUUCAUCUGGGAACUCAUAAACUCGAAUAGUUCCCGGACUAGCGCGUGUGCAUUCAUUAUAAGAUCCCCCAUUAAUACUGAGAUAUUUCAUCUGAACCCCAGACAUUCUUCCAGUUCGGAUUUCAAGCGUUUAGGCGAUGAGCGAUGCAUCAUAAAACGUGCCUGCUACUGCAUAAAGAUCCGAAAAUAUUGCAGUUGAAAAUAGAAAAUGUAGUUGAAGUUGGUAUUUCACUUACUUUCAAUUUUCCUCAUAUUUUUCCUUCGAAACGAAACAAGUUGCACAAGAUAUUUAUGCCAGGGUCUGUUGUUGUUAUUUUCAGUUGUUUACCAGACAAGUUUGUUGGUGAAAGUUGUUGUUGUACACGUUAAUGUUGUUGUUGCUGCUGCGUUUGCCAUGCUUCAUUGACAAAAUUGUCCAUAGAUCAAUGAGUCUUGCGGUCAAGUUGGUUGGACUUCUGUUUUCGGCUGUGUGGAUUGUGGUUUGAAAUGAAAAGCGAAGAGAAUAAAGUAAAGAGAGUUUUGAAUAAGAAAAAAUAGAAGACAUAAAAUGUUUAAAAUACUAUGUUUUUUGCAUCGUUUAUUCCGUUUAACAUUAUUUUUGAAGAAUAUUUUCUUGAGCUGUUAAAAAAAUGUUCUCAUUUCUUAGCUGUCGAAUUUCGUAAGCAAAUAAAUUCUAAUUUAUUAUGACAAGCCACUUAAACCCAUUUGACAUUAGCCGAUGUGCAGAAUUGCGUUGUUUUCUCUUCUCUUUGCCAGUCUUCUUAAUUUGUAUAAUUCCCGUUGCUCUGCUUUUCUGAUUCAUACAAUUUAUUAUAAACAAUUUAGCAGAUGAAAAACUCAAACUCAUGACACAUUUCCCGACGCCAAUUCAAGCGAUGGAUUGAAUCAUCUUCUCAGAAGAGAGAGCAAUGAAGAGCGAAGACGGUCUCCGACAAGAUUAUGCAAUUCUUUAGUUACAGCAGAAGAAUUGCAUGCACCAACAGUUUUCCCUCUUCUAAGCGUCUUCUUGCCAUUGCUUUGUUUUAUCUACACGAAGUUCAUCAAUUCAACUAGGAAAUUAACUUAGCCAGAAGCCCAGAAGAAACCAAACUCAGUCGUGUAGAAAGAAAGAGACUUCGGUCGGGAGAAGAGGAGAAGAAUCGGGGAGCACGCCUCUUUGGACUGUCUUCGUCGGUUCUUUUGUUUUGUUUAUCUUUUUGCAAGCGCACAUUUCCUGCAUGAAAUACAGAAAAAUUCUUUAUGGUUUUCCACCGUUCUCCGCCUUUGUUUCCAGUCAAUUUCUUGAUCUGCUUUCCGCAUCCCUCCACUUUGCAUGAGACCCAUCCAAAUCCGAAUCCCGAUCCCAAACAAUUACCUUUCAAUUUGUUAAGAAUUGUGCUAAAGGCCAUCGCGAUACAAAAGAAGAAAUCAUUUGCUAAGCUUCUACUUAUUUUUUUUUACUAUUAUUUUUCUGCAUAACUCAGUUAUCUGCUUGGGGGGACUGAAAAUUCUUUUGUUUGUCUGCUGAACUUUGCUGGCAGUUCAAGAAACUCAUUUUUGGUGAAAAAAGAAAGAUAUUCGUGGGGGACAAUCUUUGAGGGGAGAUCUGCGAAAAAAAUAGGUCUGUUUAUAAUUAUGCAAGGGGAAUUUACUAAUGGGACUGUUAUGGGAAGGAAAUCAAAAAAAGCAAUUAUUAUCGUAAAAGAGUAUAUUUUAAGCUUAAAGGUGAACUAUAAAAUACAAAGGAAACAUAAAACAUAAAAAUCUAUAAAGAAAUAAAUAUUAAACAAAGUGAUAAGUGCAUAAAUAUGAUAAAUAUCAUUUUAAUUGUAAGCCCAAAAAGAUUUCCUUUAUUUUACUUAUGCGUACAAUAUUUAAUUUAGCCAGAGAAAAGCCCAAACAUGCCCAGAAAAGUGCCUUAAAGUGUAUGAAGAGAUGAAAACCUAGCAACACAAAAAUAUCUGAAUUAUGUGCCUACAAACCUAAGACAAAACCGUCUUCCUACUCAAAUAAAAAUAAUCACAAAAUAAAAUACAACAUCAAAGUGUGAGAACAAAUCCAACAGAAAUCGCCCCCAACCAGUGCCACGCCCCAGUAAAACCAUUUAGCCAAAUAAGAUAAAAACUGCCUAAAACAAAAAAACAGUAAAACAAAAAGCAAAUCAUGAGUAGUCAACCUGCCAGCCAGCCCGAUAGCAUCGACUUAGCCUAUGAUAUGUGGGCGGGCCAAUUCGAGUUCGUAGGACCCACAAAUCAGCAGAGCAACAAGAAUAACAACAAUAACAACAGCAAUUUGAACAACAACAAGUGCAGGAUUGGCGCGCAACAAAAUCGGAAACUAUCUACGGAUAGUCUGGAAGAUCUGAAUCUGAGCUUUAACACGAGUGCCUCGCAAAAUCCGCUGAGCAACGCCUACAGUUUGGGAGUCACUGGCGGUGCCGGUGGCGAUUAUUGUGGAUUUGGAAAACACCCGCCUAUACUCAUCGAUCAGGAGACCUUCCUGAGCCUAAACCCAGCGGACUUUGAGGACAUUGUGCCAUCGAAUUCGGAGCCCAAUUCACUCGUUUUUAUUGAAAACAAACUUGAGACGAACAACAACAGCAUCGAAUCGAACAACAAUAAUCAUAUCAAUAAUAAUAAUAAUAAGAUUUACAAUUUGGAGAACUUGACAAGUAAAUUCAACAAUAAAACCAACAACACAAACACAAACGGCUUCAAAUUGGAGAACCUGAAGAAUUUCAAGAACAAACUACUCUGUGAUUUCGAGGACACCAACGGCGGAGGAGGAGGAGGUGGUGGAGGAGGUGGCAGUGGAGGAUCAGGACCUGUUGGCAUGAUGAACGGGGCCCUCAGUGCCGAGAUCUGCGAUAAUCUCAACGAGCAACUGGAGCUACUGCAGCGCAAGGUGGACGAUCUGUCGGAUACACAGAACAUAGCUGAAGAUCGGACGACCCGCACCAAAACCGAAUAUGCGGUGCUCCAGGCGCGAUAUCACAUGCUCGAGGAGCAGUACCGAGAGUCGGAGCUGCGUGCCGAGGAGCGGCUGGCCGAAGAGCAGAAGCGCCACCGGGAGAUCCUGGCCCGCGUGGAGCGCGAAGCCUCGCUGCAGAACGAGAACUGCCAGAUGAAGAUCCGGGCCACCGAGAUCGAGGCUUCCGCUCUGCGGGAAGAGGCCGCCCGACUGCGCGUUUUAUGCGAUAAGCAGGCCAACGACCUGCACCGCACCGAGGAGCAGCUGGAACUGGCCCGCGACCAGAUCGGCGUCCUGCAGCAGGAGCACGAGGAGCAGGCCCAGGCUCUGCGACGGCACGAACAGGAGAAGAAGUCCGCCGAGGAUCUGAUGGUGGAGUUGAGCCGCGAACUUCAGCGCGCCCGCGAGGAGAGCGGCGCCCGGGCGAUGCCAACCACGUCGCCGGAGAGCAUAAGACUAGAGGAGCUGCACCAGGAGCUCGAGGAGAUGCGCCAGAAGAAUCGAACACUCGAAGAGCAGAACGAGGAGCUGCAGGCCACGAUGCUGACCAACCAGGCCACCAUGCUGACGAAUGGCGUGGAGCAGGGUCGCCAUCUGCUGAACGGAACGCUCAACAGUUUGGCCCAGGAACUGGAGGAGAUGUCACAAGCCCAGGAUUCUGUGGAUUCAGCCACAUUAGCAUCCUUAAGUCAGCUGCAACAGGCCUUCCAGGAAAAGGAGGAUGAAAAUGUGCGACUCAAACACUACAUUGACACCAUCCUACUCAACAUCGUGGAGAACUAUCCUCAAUUGCUGGAGGUCAAGCCCAUGGAGCGGAAGUAGAGCAGCCAAACGGAAGAACAAACCAAUCCCCAGGCACUCUAUAGAGAGCCACAACCACCUAACAUUAACUGAAAAGAAUAAACUAACUAAAUCAUACUCUAUGUUAACUUUUUAAGCUACACUCUAUACAUGUAUUUAUGCCUAACGUAAGUCGUAAUUUAUUUUAUAAAAAUUUAUUGUAGUUUUUUAAACCAAAACAACACAGAAAGAGAACACAAAGAUUGUAUGUCAAAAUGGUGAAAAAGUCCUUAAUUCGAUUAGAGAAUGUUUUGUAAAAAAGAAAGCCCGAAAUUGUGUAAAAAUUUAUUUUCGUUCGUUCUAGUUUUGAGUUUUGUAUAGUGAGUGUUGUUGAUCCCUAAAGAUAUUACUUAUAAAUAUUGUUAGAUGUUAAGUCUUAAAAGAGUUUAACCUUCACUUUAAUGGAAACUCUGAUUGCGAAUUUGUACAGCACGAAAUGAGGAACUUUAAAGGAGCGUUGAUGUUUUCCAAUUUUGUUAAGGCAGCUAAGAAGGCUUUUGCUAUAAUGAAUUCUUCACUUUAAAGUUUUCAUAUUUUUUCCACACCAAUAUAUUUUUACUACUUCUCAACUUUCUGUACUCUUUAUACUUCAAUUUGUACUCGCAAAAGGAUCUUCCUUAGUUUGCCCCCAAAGUAGUUAAAAAAAAUCUAUCAAAAAAUUUGCGUUUAUGGUAUGGACAAUCCCAAGGUACGAAGACGGUGUUUAUAUUUAAUUUGGAUCGAAAAAGAAAGCAAUUAUCACUAGUAAAAUGUAUACAAUUGCAAACUUAUAUCGUAACCCACAAACAUAUGUCAAUGUAUAGCACAGUUGCAACUAAACUUACUCUGCAUAUAUAACCGAACAUGAAAUGGACGUAACGUGCAAACAUUUAGGGAUAGCACAUGCAAAGGUCUCACCUAAGAACUCCAAACGAAGGUGAUCCCUAAUAGUCUAAGCAACAGAAGAACUCAAGCGGUCAACCCUAUAAAUAGAUAUUAUGAUAUCCAAGAAAACUGAAAACUCGAUAUAAAAUCGUUCAUCAAAAUUUGAUUGCCUUAAACGGAAAUUUUUAAUGUGUAUUAAGGCUUAGAUAACUCUAACAAAAAAGUCCAUAACGUUUAAUGACAUGCUGAGUAAAAUGGAGUUUUAAAUGUAAUUUACCAGAUGCAAGUCUCAGUACUUUUAUCAAAAUAAAAUGAUAAUAUUUUAUAAACUCAAA